Molecule: messenger RNA, 1707 nt
Organism: Phaeodactylum tricornutum CCAP 1055/1
Lineage: Eukaryota; Bacillariophyta; Bacillariophyceae; Surirellales; Neidiaceae
Exons: 1
Coding region: 88-1698 (536 amino acids)
Biological process (GO): amino acid transmembrane transport
Source: RefSeq, a predicted model, not a curated record
UGCACGAUUCACAUCAGGCUACUCACGACAACUGCGUGUUUUUUCACAUCAGGCAACACAUUCUCUUUGUGAUUUCAACCAUCCACCAUGAAACGAUCCAAUCGCUUGAUAGGAAUACUUGCCGUUGCAACCUCCACAGCCGUGGUUCUCCUGCAGACGUCAAGGAUUGAUGCCUUUGCAACGGCAACUCUCCCUUCGACAACGUCUUACCGUAUUCCGGCGUCAUUAAAAACUACACAAACAUCAUCUCGGGCCUUUCUCACGUCCAAAAAGAAACUCCAUUCGUUGCGGUCUAGCGAUAGAAUAGCCACAUCCUUCUUAUCAGCCGUCGUUGUCGACACUUUGUAUAGUACUACUACGGACACUGGAGGGAAACUACAAUCCAAGAAAGGAUCCUCCAAAACAUCAUCUUCCCAACCAAAGAAGGAAGGCCACAAUCUCAUGGACUUCCUCGGUCCAGUACUGUCCGCCGCACUCCUCGUAACGGGCAAUACCUUUGGGGCGGGUUGCCUUGUUUUGCCGGAAUUGGCGAAAGGUCCAGGAAUGGCCGCGUUUUCGUCUCUUUUUCUCGGUGCCUGGACCAUCAACUUGGUUUCCGGGUUGAUACUGGCGGAAGUUGCCAUCCGUCAAAAGGAAGCAGCCGUACAGCAGGGGGACGAUAACGUCGUGCCCAGCAGCUUCAAAGAAUUUGCUCAGGUCAAUCUCAACUCUUCCACUGCCGCAAAUGGUGUCAGCGCCAUUUCGGUCUUUGUCAAUUCCUGUGUCAUGAGUUUCGAUCUUUCCCGAGUCGGCCAAGUAGGUGCCAAUCUAUCCGGACAAGCCGUUCCCAAUGAGCUCAUCUCCGCGGGCUGGGGUCUCUUGCUCGUCACAAUUUUGUCCACGCAGUCCAGCAAGAAUCUAAGUCGCGCCGCGAGCAUGUGUGCAACGGUACUGUUCCUGUCGUUUGGAUCUUUAUUGUUGCCCGGACUCGCACACGUGACCGAUCCGUGGCAAGUCUGGACGGCACCAGCGGCGAUAGACUUUACCGGCAGUCUAGCGGCCGCAGCCCCCGUGGUACUCAUGUCCAUGAUAUACCAAAACGUGGUACCGUCCGUGACCAAAAUUUUGAACUACGAUCGCGUCCAGACCGUGUCCGCCUUGACCUUGGGAUCACUGUUGCCUCUCGUCAUGUACGUGGCCUGGUGCUUCGCCUGGGUCGGUGGAGGCAUUGACACGACGAUCGGUACCACCGCUGGUAUAGGUGGACUCCUCAUGACGGUGUUUUCGCUCGCCACCUUGGCGGGAUCCUCGAUUGGUUCCGGUAUGUCGCUUUCGGAAGAAAUUGAUACCUUUGUCCAGCCCAACGCUGCUCCCCGUACGAAGAGUGGUGAUACAGAAAAUGAACAGGCAGUACGCGGCGAGUACCAGAUUCCUUCGGUGCUGCUAGCCGUCACGGCACCCUUACUGGCUGCCAACGUCAUGACCGCGACGGGUCAUGAUACUACGGAAGCCCUGCGAUUGGCCGGUUCGUUUGGAUCACCACUGCUGUACGGCGCCAUUCCUGCUCUCAUGGCCUGGCAGCAAAGGGCACAACAGUCGCCAAAAUCGCCGCAUAUGAUACCGACGGCUGGCCUCGGUGCCUUGGGACUCCUAUCGACGGGAUUCGUCGGCAACGAACUGGUUGAUGUUGUGGAGCGUUUCUUGGCCGUGCCCGUCUGAGAAAUCCCA